AUCAAAGAUACCUACACUCACAACCCAGAGGAGGGAAAAGGAUACUUUUCUUCUGAGUUUUUUGAGAGCCAAGAAACUGCAAUGUCUAGGAAACAAAGCCAAAAAGAUUCAUCAGGAUUCAUUUUUGAUUUGCAGUCCAAUACUGUACUGGCCCAGGGGGGAGCUUUUGAGAACAUGAAAGAGAAGAUAAAUGCAGUGCGUGCCAUAGUUCCCAAUAAGAGCAACAAUGAAAUCAUCUUGGUUUUGCAGCACUUUGAUAAUUGUGUGGACAAAACUGUACAAGCUUUCAUGGAAGGUAGUGCCAGUGAAGUACUCAAAGAAUGGACAGUAACAGGAAAGAAAAAGAACAAAAAGAAGAAGAGCAAACCAAAACCCGUAGCAGGAGCGAGCAACAGCGUCUCGGAUUCGAACAAAUCCAUGCCCGUCCAAGAGGAGCAGUCUGCACCUUCUUCAGAAAAAGGCGGUGUUAACGGCUACCACGUCAAUGGCGCCAUCAACGACGCUGAGUCUGCGGACUCACUCAGUGAAGGUUUGGAGACACUUUCCGUAGAUGCCAGAGAGCCAGAGGACCCUGAGUCUGCCGCCCCAGAUACGCUGGACAGGACAGGAUCCAUGCUGGAGAAUGGUGUCUCUGAUUUCGAGUGCAAGUCUGUGACUGUGCACUCUGCUCAGAACUCUCAGCACUCCAGGAAUGGCGCCAAACCCAGCUCAAGAUCUGCAGGCCCUCAGUUUUCCAGUCUGGGGAUGGAAGAUGUUCAGCUCUCCUCCACCAAUAAAAAGCUAGGUUCCAAUAUUGAAAAAUCUGUAAAAGACCUCCAGCGCUGUACAGUGUCUCUUGCACGAUACAGAGUUGUAGUUAAGGAAGAGAUGGAUGCUUCCAUUAAGAAAAUGAAACAGGCUUUUGCUGAAUUACAGAGCUGUUUAAUGGAUCGGGAAGUGGCAUUGCUUGCUGAAAUGGACAAAGUGAAAGCUGAAGCAAUGGAAAUUUUGCUCGGUCGACAAAAGAAAGCUGAACUUCUAAAGAAGAUGACUGAUGUGGCUGUUCGAAUGUCAGAGGAGCAAUUGGUUGAGCUUAGAGCUGAUAUCAAGCACUUUGUUAGUGAACGCAAAUAUGAUGAGGAUCUGGGACGCGUAGCCCGGUUCACCUGUGAUGUUGAAACCCUAAAGAAGAGCAUUGAUUCCUUUGGACAAGUGUCCCAUCCAAAAAACAGCUAUUCAACCAGGUCCCGGUGCAGCUCAGUUACCUCCGUGUCCUUGAGUAGCCCGAGUGAUGCUGCUGCUGCUGCUGCCUCCUCCACCUGUGCCUCUGCUGCCAGCCUUACAAGUGCUACCAAGAAAAACUCUGCACCAGGAGAGACCUCUGCAGCCUCAGCGAACUCCAGCAGCCGGCCCUGCCAGCUUCCUCGGGAGGUGUUGCCGGGGAACAGACGAGGAGGACAAGGCUACAGGCCACAAGGCACGAAGUUGAAUGACCCCAUGAACCCGGGGCGACAUGACACUACGGGUCGUUACAGAAAUGGUUCGUGGUACUCAUCUGGUUCCAGGUAUCAGAGCGCUCCACUCCAGGCACCAGGAAACACUAGUGAACGGGGCCAGACUCGCUCUGCAGGGACCACUGGAACUGCAGCCAGCAUGGAGCCUAGCCCAGCCAAGCCCUCAUUCAAAAAGGGGCUCCCCCAACGCAAACCCAGGACCGCUCAGCCAGAAGCUGUAAACUCUUGAGGGAAUUUCCAGUUGGCCUCUGUCCCUCACAACUGAUAACUGGACUUUAGGAAACUUAUAGUUAGAUUUAAUAACAAAAAGAAGUUUAUGCAUAUAACUUUUUGUGCCAUUCUAGUAUUUUUGGUUUCUUCUCUGUUUCCUCUUUACCAUUUUUGGAUGGGGACCUGCUUUCUCCCAUGACCUUUCCCAAUGAUGUGGAUUGAUCCUGGGUGCCGUUUCCACCAGGAAUCAGAGGCAACUGUUGCCAGGUUUCCCAAGGGUACUCCAUACUCUUCCCAGGACACGAGGCCUUCUAGUUGCCCGAAGAGGCCUUACUUACCCCACUGUUCGGGCUGUCUCAGGAGGAGGUCAGUCAGAGCUGGCCCUGUCCCCUUUCCUGUCUAAGCAGAAGCCGCGACGCCUACCAGGCUCCCUCCAAAUAGCAGUUUGACCAGGCAUUGAGGGAUUAGCCAGAGAAGGGAAAAUUAAUUGCUGAAAAGGAGAGAACACUAGGAAAUGUCCAACACUCUGCCUCUAUCCCAGAACGUGCCUGAGAUCUGACACUCCAUCAGGGUUUCGGUCUGCUUGGCACCACAGCUUAACCUGCAGUUUCUUCAGAAUGCCCAGAGCCUUGUUGCCUGUUACCCUAGACUGCAGACCAGUCUAGGGAAGUCAGUGGGAAAGUAGCAUUUAAUUAAAGUUUUUUCAAAGUUUUGGAAAAAGUACUGCUUUGUUUCAAUGUUUGGAGGGUGUUUUGUUUUGUUUUGUUUUGUUUUGUUUUGUUUUGUUUUAAUGUUAUCCUCUCCCUUUUCUGAAUUCAGAUCCUGAACCAAAUUUAUAGCAAUAUAAUUAGUGUUAAUCUAAGGUGUUACCUAUCAAAAAAUUGCUGCAGUCU
Messenger RNA from Tupaia belangeri chinensis (Chinese tree shrew), 2596 nucleotides. It is a transcript of the gene SPATS2, whose product is annotated as spermatogenesis associated serine rich 2. The record is from RefSeq and is a predicted model, not a curated record. Gene Ontology annotation, cellular component: cytoplasm. The transcript has 12 exons. The coding region runs from base 82 to 1722 and encodes 546 amino acids. Gene Ontology annotation, molecular function: protein binding. Lineage: Eukaryota; Metazoa; Chordata; Mammalia; Scandentia; Tupaiidae.